Messenger RNA from Serpula lacrymans var. lacrymans S7.9, 1719 nucleotides. RefSeq lists its product as uncharacterized. Gene Ontology annotation, molecular function: rRNA binding; rRNA (pseudouridine) methyltransferase activity. Lineage: Eukaryota; Fungi; Basidiomycota; Agaricomycetes; Boletales; Serpulaceae. The transcript is spliced from 6 exons. The coding region runs from base 158 to 1279 and encodes 373 amino acids. The record is from RefSeq and is a predicted model, not a curated record. Gene Ontology annotation, cellular component: nucleolus; small-subunit processome. Gene Ontology annotation, biological process: rRNA base methylation.
AAAAUUUGAUCGCAUUGGAGAUCCAAAAGGAGGUUGCACAAAUCUGCAAUUCAAGUCGCAUCAGAAUUCGCUAGCCUUUCUUUCGCCUCUCCCAUCCAUCCUUGUCUCUCCUUUACUCUCUCCCACUCAAAAAAUAUAUAUAAUCAGGAAUAACACCAUGUCUGUAGCCGUAGACACCAUCCCUGUCCGUCGCCGCCGCCAUUCGGGAUCCAAUGCUGGUCCUGCACUUCGCAUUAAUGUUUUGCGAAAGGCUGAGCACGAGAACGACGCAGCAACCAUCACCCCUCCACCAAGACCAAAAUCAACCCCAGUGGAUGAACUUCCACAGAGACGUAGAUCAAACUCUGCCUCGGACUCUGAAUUUUCCGAUAAAGAGACCAUGCAAAUCGAUGCUAGCCACUCAGAUCAGCGUAGUUCCUCUUCGUCCCCUCAAAACACAGCCCAGAACGACGAUUCCGAUAAACCGAUCCCAGACAGGCCAACUCGUCCUCUACCGGCUUCAAAAGCUCGCCGAAUGGCGGGCAACGCUAAUAAUAACCCCAUGCCUCAGCCUGCAAACCCUUCCAUGCUUCCUGUACAAGCACAUGUCCCUCGCGGAGGUAUCGCUUCCACCCAGCGCCGCCUUUUCGUAAUUCUUGAACAGGCUUGUCUGGAGGCUUACAGAGUCAGCAGUGGUGGAAAAGCGAAGAAUGGUCGGGAGGGAGACGUCAAGUAUACUCUUCUGAACUGUGACGAUCACCAGGGCAUCCUGGCAAAGACAGGAAGAGACAUUGCAGAUGCACGUCCAGAUAUCACGCAUCAAUGUCUCUUGACGCUUCUCGACUCCCCUCUGAACAAAGCUGGACUUCUCCAAGUCUACAUUCACACUGCCAAAGGUGUGCUCAUAGAAGUCAACCCUCAUGUAAGGAUACCACGGACAUUCAAACGAUUCAGCGGUUUAAUGGUUCAACUCCUUCACAAGCUAUCUAUUAGAGGCGUAAAUGGCCCAGAAAAGUUACUUAAAGUCAUCAAAAAUCCCGUGACAGACCAUCUACCUGUCAAUACCAUGAAGUUGACAUUAUCUGGUGAUGCCCCUACGAUCCGGCUAUCGCGCUAUCUACCCACUCUGCCAGAGACGCACUCUGUCGCAGUUUUUGUGGGCGCAAUGGCUCGUGGACGGGAUGACUUUGCCGAUCAUGUUGUAGAUGAAAAAAUAAGUAUAAGCGACUACCCACUCAGUGCUUCGGUCGCAUGUGGAAAGUUUUGUUGCGCACUGGAAGAACUCUGGGACAUUGUUUGAACUCUUCCUUCGAUUGUCUGCACAUGCAUUCCCGUCGUGACGACGAUCUACAUGAAAUGUAACAUAUGAUGAUCUCUUGUUUUUUUUCCGGCGAUCUGCGUUGUAUUCCAUCUGUUUCCGAUUCUUCUGCAAUACCCCCCGACCCCCUCUCCACCACCCACUGCAUUUCAACCUGCGUUGCUUCAGAUAUCUCUUGAGCCGCAUCCUGUUUGUACCACUAGUAGAUGAAUGCCCCAGAGCUUCUCGCAUCGGAUCACGACUCAACUCGUGGUUCGGGGUUCUGGAUGUAAUGAUGCGAUUCUCUGAAUGAAAAAACACUGUGUUGCAUCGCAUGAUACGAGUGUCAUUUCGUUACUAAAGGCUGCUAGAAUUAGUUGACAGCAAAUGGUACGGAUUGGUAUCAAAUUGCUGGCGCGGGUCUUGGCCAGAUUUGGGGCCAA